AUACUACUCUUGUCUUGUUUUGAUCAGCACUCCUUGUCUUCCAAAGCAUACAAUACACCUGAUCUUUUUCCAAGAAUUUAGGGAGGAACUCGUUAGACAGGAAAGAUACACCAAAUCUUUAGAUGGAUAGGUUCCAGGGUACAUCUGGAUUCGGUUACAAUCCUGGUCGGGAAGAAAUGGGAGAGGCCGAGGUCUUCUCGGGAAGCCGAAGCGUCCUGGAUAUCUACGUCCAUCAUGCUCGCAAUAUCCACAACGUAUGCAUCUACGCCGACCAGGACGUCUACGCCAAGUUCUCCCUCACGUGCAGCCCCGAGGAGGCGCUGCCCACCCGGAUCGUGGCCGGCGGCGGGAAGAACCCGCAAUUCGACGAACACCUCAAGCUCGUGGUCACACAGCCCGAUGCCGUCCUCAAAUGCGAGAUCUGGAUGCUGAGCCGGGCCAAGAAUUUCCUCGAGGACCAGCUCCUGGGAUUCGCCCUCGUGCCGCUCUCGUCGGUGGCGGCGGCGAAGGGGAGGAGGUUGACUCAAGACUUUGCGCUCUCGUCCACCGAUCUCUUCCACUCCCCCGCCGGCACUGUUCGGCUCACCCUCUCGCUCUACACCUCGCUCCAUGGCGAGACCUUUGCAGAGUCCACUUCGAAUUCAUCCAUUAGCUCGGAGGUUGUCUUGCUGGACCCGGCCAGUUAUGGAAGAAUCGAGUUUCCUGAUAUCAAUGUUGUUGUGGAGAAUCAGAAGAUGGUCUCAGAGUACUUUGACAUGGCCACGCACGACCCUCCUUCGGGGGCGAUGGCAGAGCCCGCCGCACCUUUCCUCCAUCUGGGAGCUUCGCCACGGCCUAUGGAGGACUACGACAUGACUGUGAAUUCAAGUGAGGAGAACAAUGGCGGGUGUGAUUCUCUUGAUGGUAGUAUUCAUAAUUCGGGACCUUUCAGUAGUUCUACCAUGACUAGCCUGAGUGAUGACAAGAAUUCUGCUGACUCUUUGGAUAAAAAGAUUCGGGUCGAUUUAAACAAUUCGUCUGCUGAGGCUGAUCAGAGCUCUGAAAUGUCGCCGGAUACUCCCACUUCGCAGGGUAGUGGUGGUAGAGGAGAGGGGAAGCAGUCGAAGCUAUCCAGAAAGAAGGAGGCAGAGAGUGGUGAUAAGGAACACGGUGUGCGCAGCAAUGUGGAAAUGGCAUCAGUUUUUAAGUCCCCAUUGGGAAACAUCGAUCUCGAGGCUGAGCAGAGUGCAAUGCAGCAACAAAUUGUGGACAUGUACAUGAAGAGCAUGCAGCAAUUUUCGGAGUCCUUGGCGAAGAUGAAGCUACCGAUGGAUCUUGACAAACCGGGAUCUAAGGAUGGGGGGGAUGUUAUCCAGAGCCAAAAUGACAAGCCAGAUCCUCAGAAGAAAAAAGAUAAGUCCAGAGUGUUCUAUGGUAGCAGAGCCUUUUUCUGACGAGCUCAUACAUGUUAUCUGCUUGAGAACAGUAUUAGCUGCAUGAACAUAGUAAUUGAAAGUAACUCGGCUUUACCUGGUGUAUGUGAGUGUGUCUAGAUGAAUGUGUUGUGCCUGUUAACUCUUUAUCUCCUUGAUUAUAUAUCUGAUUUACUUUUAUUUGCAAUGGAGGCGCAAACAUAACAAUCGUUGAUGCUCUUAAUUUCUUAGAGCUCUUCCAUCU
This is a messenger RNA of Elaeis guineensis (African oil palm), 1656 nucleotides long. RefSeq lists its product as uncharacterized. NCBI's taxonomy places the organism in Eukaryota, Viridiplantae, Streptophyta, Magnoliopsida, Arecales, Arecaceae. The record is from RefSeq and is a predicted model, not a curated record.